GCGUCACAUUUCCCGGACGCAGAGCAGGAAGGGAAGCAGGAACUGACUGGAUGUGGGGAAGUGUGUAGAUUAUAAUGCGACCGCAGCUGCCCCGCUCCACGCUCGGCCGCUUGGCGAGAUUUUUCGGCCCGUUUCCCGCUUCCUGUAUCGAAAGAGGGGUCACAGUCACACACACAGCAGCAGCUGUGCCACACUUGUAUCUUUCCAUGAAAACGAUGCACUAUCAAACGGAGCAGAGAGGACGCCCGAAUACUCCAGACUACCGCAUUUAUUUUAAAACCUCUGAUGGGAAAUACAUUUCACCAUUCCACGAUAUUCCACUCAUAGCUGAGUCGGAGCAGGAUGAUGAUGUGCCAGCUAAAAAACCUAAGAGUGAGAAUAAGGUGCUGUACAACAUGGUGGUUGAGGUGCCUCGUUGGACUAAUGCUAAAAUGGAAAUUGCAACAAAGGAGCUGCUGAAUCCUAUCAAACAAGAUGUGAAGAAGGGAAAGCUCAGAUAUGUUGCUAACAUAUUUCCUCAUAAAGGAUACAUUUGGAACUAUGGGGCACUCCCACAGACCUGGGAGGAUCCCAAUCACAAAGACGAAGAAACAAAGUGCUGCGGUGACAAUGAUCCCAUCGAUGUUUGUGACAUCAGCGCCCAGGUUUGCUCUCCAGGUCAGGUGAUCCAAGUAAAAGUCCUGGGUAUCCUGGCAAUGAUCGAUGAGGGAGAGAUGGACUGGAAGGUCAUCGCCAUCAACGUAAACGAUCCAGAUGCUGAAAAGCUGAACUGUAUAGAAGAUGUCCGCAGGAGCCGACCGGGUCAUUUGGAGGCGACUGUUGAGUGGUUUAGGAAAUACAAGGUGCCCGAUGGAAAGCCUGAAAACCAGUUUGGAUUCAAUGGGGAAUUCAAAGACAAGGAUUUUGCAGUUGAGAUCAUUAAGUCUACCCAUGAACACUGGAGGGCUCUUGUGCACAAGCAAACAAAUGCUGGAGGGAUUGAAUGCAGAAAUAUGUCCUGCUGUAACAGCCCUUUCCAGCUGAGCGCUGAUGAGGCCAGGGCCGUCGUUCAAUCGGCUCCUGUUUUUGGUACUGCACAUCAAGUGUGUUCAGAAGUGGACAAGUGGCAUUUCAUAUGAAGCCCUAAAAGCUCCUGGGAAACAUCAACAUGUCUUAACAUAAUAUGGAGUAUCGCUGAUCCCGCUGCUUAUGUUUGUACGCUGAUGGAUUUAUUUUGGAUACAUGCAGUGGCGUAACGUGCCAAAUACAUUUAUGAUGUCAUUAAGAAGGAUCAAAUACCAGGAGUAUGGAAUAUAUGGCCCAGAGCACACAUGCAAACACUGCUUUUGGGUGACGUUAUUUUCCCUUUAAGUUAUACACUACUUUGGUUGUGCGCCGGGGUAUUUGUUACUUGGAGAAAAAUACGCUCUAAUCUGACAAGAAUCACCAGAAACCAGAUUGCUUUCUCAGCGACAGACAUUUUGUGUACCGUAAAAACAUGUUUCUAAUGUUGAAUAAAGAAUAAAGUACGCUAAACUUGU
Molecule: messenger RNA, 1520 nt
Organism: Girardinichthys multiradiatus
Lineage: Eukaryota; Metazoa; Chordata; Actinopteri; Cyprinodontiformes; Goodeidae
Gene: ppa2
Product: inorganic pyrophosphatase 2
Exons: 12
Coding region: 75-1118 (347 amino acids)
Biological process (GO): phosphate-containing compound metabolic process
Cellular component (GO): cytoplasm
Molecular function (GO): magnesium ion binding; inorganic diphosphate phosphatase activity
Source: RefSeq, a predicted model, not a curated record